This is a messenger RNA of Gossypium arboreum, 1415 nucleotides long. Its product is annotated as dof zinc finger protein DOF2.4-like. The transcript has 2 exons. The record is from RefSeq and is a predicted model, not a curated record. The coding region runs from base 55 to 1020 and encodes 321 amino acids. Gene Ontology annotation, molecular function: DNA binding; DNA-binding transcription factor activity. Gene Ontology annotation, biological process: regulation of DNA-templated transcription. NCBI's taxonomy places the organism in Eukaryota, Viridiplantae, Streptophyta, Magnoliopsida, Malvales, Malvaceae.
GUCACUUUGUAUUAUUAAUUGCUUUUACGAAAGGAAAAUAAAGAUCAAGGAACCAUGGUUUUUACCUCCAUACCAGUUUAUCUUGAUCCACCCAACUGGCAACAACAUUCAAAUCAUCAAGCUGGUCCCGGUAAUAGCGUCCAACACUUUCCUCCACCACCACUUCUGGCACCACAUGGAGCAGGCUCGAUCCGGCCUGGUUCUAUGGCAGAUCGAGCUCGUUUGGCCAACAUACCAGUGCCGGAGGUAGCAUUAAAGUGCCCAAGAUGUGAAUCAACUAACACAAAGUUUUGCUACUUCAACAACUACAGCCUUACGCAGCCUCGUCACUUCUGCAAAACUUGUAAAAGGUAUUGGACUCUAGGGGGUGCCCUAAGGAAUGUUCCUAUUGGAGGUGGAUGCCGUAGGAAUAAAAGGAGCAAAGGAAGUGUACCGAAAUCUCCGGUCAAAGGCGACAGGCAAACAGCAUCCGGUUCCUCAAAUACUACUAUUUCUUCUAACAGUUUUGGAAGAAGUGAUAUUUUAGGUCUUGGAGUUGGACCUCAGGUUCCUACACUUAGGUUCACCGCUCCUUUGCAUCUUCAUAAUGAAUGUGGUGGCGGUACGGAUAUUGGGUUGAAUUACGGUUCAGUUCCCGCCUCAGUUGGAAGAACAAAUGAUAACUUAAGUUAUCAAAAAGGAAGUGGUUUAAGUGGGGCUGGAGCCGCUGGUACUUCACUUUUGUCCAUGACGGGUUUGGACCAGUGGCGGCUACAACAACCACCGCAAUGUGCCUUCCUAGGAGCUUCGUACCAAGUUGAAAGUCAAGGUGUUGAACCAUCCGCUUGUGGAGUUCGGCCUAAGAUAUCGAGCUCAAUGGCAACCCUAAUGGCUUCAGUGAAAAUGGAAGAUAAUGAUCAGCAAGAAGUGAGAUUUUCAAGGCCGUUUUUGGAUGUUCCAGGAAAUGAUCAAUACUGGGGUGGAACUCCAUGGACGGAUCUUUCAUGUUUCACCUCUUCAUCCACUAAAAAUCCUUUAUAGAUUUUAUUUUCUUUAUCUUUUGCUCAAAGAACUGGGUGUUGAAGCUUCUUUUUCUGUUGUUAGUGUUAGCUUUAAUUAAAGAAACAGAAGGAAAAAAAAAAAAAAAACUGUGAUGAAAGACAAAGUAACGUACUUUCCAACUCCAUAUGUCAUCUAUGAUUAAUCCAUGAUGGACUAAAACCCUAGAACCGGUAGGAUUUUCUUUCGUUUUUACUAGGAUUGGUAGAUUUCAAUGUCCGAGUAUGUGUUUUUUGUUAACUUUAUUAUUAUCAUUAUUAUUAUUAUUAUUUUGUAACUUGAGUAUGUUUUUCAUUGUGAGUAUAUCGGUAGAGCUUGCAUUUACUGAUGAUAACUUCAGUACGUGUAUGUUUUAAGUCCUAUGAUUAUUUUGGCAA